This is a messenger RNA of Suhomyces tanzawaensis NRRL Y-17324, 1740 nucleotides long. RefSeq lists its product as uncharacterized. Lineage: Eukaryota; Fungi; Ascomycota; Pichiomycetes; Serinales; Debaryomycetaceae. The transcript has a single exon. Bases 145 to 1545 code for a protein of 466 amino acids. Gene Ontology annotation, cellular component: mitochondrial matrix. The record is from RefSeq and is a predicted model, not a curated record.
UAGGCUCUACACGGCUGGAAAUGGAUGGUUGGGUGCAAAUUAUCUCGUGUGGGCCUCAAUUUCUGGCUCGCGAAAUUCUUAGUCAUCUUAAACUAGAGUAGCACCAGAAGGUCAAAAAUGCAUUAGAGUUGAUCCACGAUAAUCAUGAAGAUUCCCAUUGCUGGCAUUGCACCUCUUUCCAAGUCCCUCAUUCAGAUCAAGGGAGUGGAUUCAGCGAAGUUUCUCAAUGGUCUUAUAACUUCCAGGUUGCUUCCCAAUGUGGUCAAGAAGAAGCAGCACACUAUUAGUGAUGCCGAGAAUAAGCACGCUAACUUAUCCGAAAUCAUAAAGCUCGAUGAAAACUGGGGUUUGAUGCACGAAGACAUCUACGAUCCAGACAACAAUAUAUUAAUCAGACGUGAUGGGAUCAACUCCAUGUUCUUGAAUUCAAAAGGAAGAAUCGUGAAUGAUUGUUUCCUCUUCUCCAAUCCAUACCACAACGUCAAUAACGCCUUCUCCGAGACCUUGAAGUCGCCCAACUACUUGGUGGAGAUAGAUAGCAAACUUGCCGGUCUGUUGACCCUGCUUUUGAAGAUACACAAGCUCAGUGCCAAAGUAAAAAUCGCCGAACAACGCAAUUUGUAUUCAUAUUAUUACUACAACGAUAGUGUUGAGUUCGAUCAGUGGAUCGACGAUAUACAGUUUGAUAAUUUUCAGACGUCAAGUCCAAGUGAAGCAUUAGAAUCGGCAAAUGAAUUUAUAGAGAAAGAAAUAGUCUUCAACAAGAGUGUGGUGAAUAACAUAGUUGGAUUUGCAGUUGACAACAGAAUUCCCAACUUUGGACUCAAGAUCUUGACUGAUAUUCCAAUCAGCACAAGCAAGGAAACUGAUUCCGAAUCUCCAACCAUUCCGAUUGAUGAUCUUUUCUCCAAUUCUUUCAAAAGUCAAUUCCCAUUUGAAAUAACCUCAGAAGAAGUCAUAACCAGGAGAAGGUUUAUCAAUGGUCUCUUUGAGACUCAAGAUGCUCCCAAGGAUACGUCACUCUUGCCAUUUGAAUGCAAUUUGGAUUUUGUCAAUGGGUUGUCUCUCGACAAGGGAUGUUAUGUCGGACAAGAACUUACAAUCAGAACCUUCAAUAAUGGAAUCAUCCGGAAAAGAAUAUUGCCCGUACAAUUCUAUAAUAUCACAGAAAGCUCUUCAGCACCUGGGGGUAUUACUUUAGAUCCUUCUGACCUGAUCGUGGAUGAUUUAAAGAAUAUCCAUCAAGCAAGCAUGACAAAAUUAACUGUCUCUCCAUUAAAAGAAGUCGAGGAGGACUCGAAGGAACAGGAAACACCUCAACUGUCUCCAUUUAACUCUCCCUUUGGUGCAAGACCUACAAAAAAAAGAAAGGUUUCGAGUGGAAAAUUGCUUUCCAUUCAAGAUAACCUUGGCUUCAUGUUGUUAAACCUUGAGGACAUCGAGAAAAACGACUUGUAUAAGGUCGAGAUUCCCUGCUUAGAGGGUGGUGUCAAAGAAGUGGGCUUAAAGGUUUUCAAACCAGAUUGGUGGCCCGCGGAUGAUUAGGAAGUUUGCAAUUCAGACCGGCUUGAUGGUCUCCGAAUAAAUAGUAGCAUUAGAUGCAAUGUAUAUAGUAUUAGGGUAGUAGUGCACUUUUUAGUGUUAGGGUAGAAAUGUACUUCUCUUCCGCCGGAGACUAGAGUAUGGUUUCCUGCACACACAGGAAUUGGAAACGAAAUUUGAGGUACUGGUAUAGACUAC